Molecule: messenger RNA, 7300 nt
Organism: Myripristis murdjan (pinecone soldierfish)
Lineage: Eukaryota; Metazoa; Chordata; Actinopteri; Holocentriformes; Holocentridae
Product: zinc finger protein 865
Exons: 3
Coding region: 808-5754 (1648 amino acids)
Biological process (GO): regulation of transcription by RNA polymerase II
Cellular component (GO): nucleus
Molecular function (GO): DNA-binding transcription factor activity, RNA polymerase II-specific; RNA polymerase II cis-regulatory region sequence-specific DNA binding
Source: RefSeq, a predicted model, not a curated record
GCGCACCUCCGCUCUGACCAAAACCCUGUGCAUGGUGAGGACUUGCGAGCUAAAAAAGACGGUCGGCGAGCUCCGCUGGUGCUACCCGGAAAUGUUACAAGGGCCGGAAAGGACCAAUGUUAAGUGAGCACACGUCACUCACUUUUACCCGAAAAUUAUUAUAACGGACCAUCCAAAAUAUUUGGGGCCGGCUAAAAUCUUUAAUAACUGUUCACCGCCGGUUGCGGCUUGCUGUAGUCAAAUGGCGAGGAGGCGGUUUCUGCAUCCGCUGGUGUUGGUUUCGAGGGAGCACCGUGUAAGCGUUCACCUAGCUCAGCAUCAGUGAAAAUGGCUGUGGCUAACGAGUGGAAAACAGCACGCAGAAAUGGAAGCGGAUGGUAGCUAGCUAAACGGGUAGAAGGCGUGACAGGCCUCAUCCAUCUGCCUGUGCUCUGCAGCUGGAUGCGUAGGAUCGCUAGUUUACAUUAAAAUGAGAGGCAGUCAAAUGAGCGAUAUAUUAUCUCCCACAUCUGCUGGGGGGAGCUCACUCCCCUCUAGUUGCAUUUCUUCGAUUAAGGGAAACGUUAUAGGGAACUGUUGACUGAAGAAGGAUGAGGACAUCUGCCUAGAUGAAGGAAAAUAGUGCCAACAGAAUAACUUUCAAAGGCAACAAAGAACAUUUGAACUGCUUCAUAAUUAAAAAAAAAAACUCUCCUUUGCAAUUUUGAAGUAAGUUGGAGUCCAACUAUAAAUCAAAAAACACCUGUUUUACCCUUUUAUUCAUCUUAAACACAUUUUCCUGCCUCCACCUGUCCCCUAUCCUUUUGGAUGGAGACGGGGGGAAGUGGACGAACAGGGGGAAGCAGUAGCAGUCGAAGUGCCCGAUCAGGAGGCAAUAGCAGCAGUGCUACUGGAAGGAAUUCAGACUCAAGCCGAGAUUUGAGUAGUUCCAGAGGAAGUAGUAGCAUAACGUCUCCCUUAGGGCGAAGCUCGUCUGUCAGCAGUGCUGGGAUCAUUGUUGCAGCUCCUAGUGCUGCAGGUGUGGCCCCGGCACCCCCAUGUGCCAGUGAGUGGGAGAUGUUCCAAUUUGGAAAAUACAAUUUGGACAUUAUAGAGAUGUUAAGUGGGCAUCAGGCCCACCAGUUCAAAGGCCUUGGUUUAGAUCGACAACUGCAGCAUCAACAGCAAGUCCAACUUCACCAGCACCAACUCCAGCAGCAGCAGCAACAACAGGCUGAGUCUUCUGGAGCUCUUCUAUCUGGACUCGGCUUGGGACCCCUCCAGGGGUCUAGAGGUAACGCCUUUUCUGAUUCUGCCUCCAUUUUUGCCAAGAUGAGUGCUCCUCCUCCCCCACCAUUACAACAGCAGCCUUCCUCAUCUCAGAGCUCACGCUCAAAGUCAAGCAAGAUGAGUAGCAGCAGCUCAAGUCAUUCUUCAGGCUACCCACAGUUCCUGCGCUCCUUCCACCCAUCUGAGGCAGCACUAGCUCAGGAGCAGUUACACCCAGGCGUAGGCCGUUUUGAGCACUUCGCUGGGGGAAGUAGCAGUAGUGGGAGUGCUGGGGGAUUAGGAGGAUUAGUAACAUCUGCACCUCCACCCCCUCCUCCUCUGCAUCCUGGUCUCUCUGUCCCUCAGGCAUCACCUGGCCCCUCCUCUUCCUCUCCCUCCCCCUCGAGCUCUGUGGCCACCUCCAGCAAUCCGUCUAGCAGCAGCGCAGUCAGCUCACUGGGGCACCAGCUGGUUGGCGCCCAGUCUGAUGCACGGAGCCUUCACCAACAAUUCAGUUGCAUGUUAGCUGCUAAUCAGUAUUUCCUCUCUGGGGUGCCUGCCAAUGCUAGCUUAGAGCAAUUUCUAGUUCAACAGGGAACCCACAAUCACUUGGGGAUUGGUUUAAGUCAGACAGGUGGGGAGUCUAGUGCUAGCCUUGCUCCGCCUCCAGCUUUGCAUUCUUCCCACUCACAUGGCCACUCCACUCCCCAGCCACAGCAGCCUUCGCAGCAGCCUCCACAGCAGCAGCAGCUCCCGUCUCACACCCUGUCUCAUCCUCACUCUCAUUCCCAUCCUCAUCACCCGCUCCACCCAGGCUCUCAGCCCUCAUCCCUGGGUGGGUUUGACUUCCAGGGCAUCCCUGUUCUCUCAUCAAAUCAGAUAGCUUCUCUAAUGCAACAGGAAGCAGGCUUGCCUCUCCCCUUGCCACUUCAUUUAUCCUUGUCAAAGGAUGAUGGUAAAGGGGAAAGCAGUGGAGGUGGAAGCAGUAGUAGUAGCAGCAGUAGGAGGAAGAAAGCUAUGGCCGGCUAUUUGCCACAGAGAAAAUCUGAUAGUAAUAGUAAUAGCAGUGGUAGUCAUGGCCACAGUGGAAAUCCUAAUACUAGCAGUAGUGGAGGAGGACUUAGCCAUGGUCAGCCCCCAGCUUUAAUUGGGAGUGGGGUUGGUAUGCCAAGUUUGGGAGGGGAUCCAUCAUCCCUCCUUGCCUCAUCAUCUUCGUCCUCAUCAGUAGUUUCUUCCUCUUCCUCCUCUGCUCCCUCUUCCACUGCUGCCUCAGUGCUAGUUACUAAUGAUUCUCACCUUUCUAAACCUGAUAACCAGAGCUCCAUUCAGCCCAAUCCCACGCAGCCUGAUGCAGACCCUAUGUAUAGCUGUGGAGAGUGUGGCAAAAGCUUCACUCACCUGUCAAGCCUUCGCAGGCAUUUGCGCAUGCAUGAGCCAACAGCAGCAGGUACUAGCAAUACUGCCACAACUGGCCCAAACCCAGUUCACAUUAAAACACAAUCUGACCCAAGCCUUCCCCACUCCACCCAAGAUACUUCUCAGCCCUCAUCCAAUUCUUGCCCUAGCCCAGACAAAAUUUUCCAUUGCCCUGAUUGUGGCAAAGCCUUUAAGAAAAAAGGGCACCUUCUGCAACAUGGUGUAAUACACUCUUCAGCCCGCCCAUAUGGCUGCUCCACCUGCUCUCGGGCUUUCAAUCGUAGAGAGUCUCUGACACGCCAUGAGAAGAUUCAUGAGGAAAAGCCAUUCCGAUGUCCAGCCUGUGGGCGUUCCUUCCGUGAGAGCACCUCUCUACUCAACCAUGCUGCCUCAGGCACCUGCGGCAAGCCAGGUAGGGGACCCAAACAGCGGGGCAGCAAGACAGGAACUGAUGGGGAGGAGAGAGUGGGGGGAGGUGGGGGAAGUGGAGGAGGUAAUGGUGGAGGGGGAACUUAUCAGAGCAGUAGAGGGGUAAUUUAUGGGAAAACUGAGGAGGAAGAUGGUGUGAUCAUUGUGGGGGAAGGAGAACAAAAAUCAAGUUUAGGGUGUGAUGGUCUGUUUCAGUCUGGAAGGGGAGGGAGUGCUAAUGACAGGGACAGAGCAGAUGGUAAAUACCCCACUGACUACUCUCGGAAUCGUUACACAGGCUACCAUGAUGAUCACCGUUCUCAAAGUAAUCCAUCUCCAUGCUACUCUGGUGCUUCCCCCUGUGGCAGUGGGAUGGCGGGCCCAGCUCUGAGAAAGGCACCUUUGGCCCCGACACUGCAUCCUCACCCACAAAGCCAAGCUCAACAUCACCAUCCACAGCAACAGCCCCACCUGCCCCUGUCCUCUCUGCUGGAUGACUCAGAGGAUGACGUCACCAGCUCUGUCAAUAAUGCUAUCUCUGCUAUAACAGCAGCUAGUAGCAGUGGAAACAGAGAUGAUAGGGGAGAUAUCAUAGGAGGGCUGUUGGGGGGUCUGGGUUUAGGUCCUCUGGGGUCACCUUCAUCAACAUCCGGUAUGGAUAAGAAUUACAGAGGUGGAGGUAACCCGGAGACCAUGAGCAGUAACCCACAAAACCCUACUGCCAAGCCGAAGCGUCCCCGCAAACCCAGAGCAAAGAAAGAUCCGACAGCUGGUGGACAACCCCCUAAACGCAGGCAAUAUACCCCUAGACCUGGGCCCAGUGGCCUCCCACGCCCUUACCUCUGCAGCGUCUGCGGUAAGGGCUUUGCACGACGUGAGACCCUACGCCGCCAUGACCGCAUCCACACCGGAGAGAAACCUCACCACUGCAAUGUUUGUGGAAAAUAUUUCCGGGAGGCCUUUCACCUCAGCAAACAUCAAACAGUCCACUCUGGGGCAAAGAAUUACAAAUGCGGCAUCUGUGGGAAAGAGUUUGGCUACUCACAGAGCCUCAGGAGGCACAGCAAACUCCAUCAGAAAGGGGAGCUGGAAGAGGUGCCCACAACACCAGCUGCAGAGAACCUUAACAGCUUUAACCCAAACCCAAACCCACAAUGUAGCGUGGCCCAAGACAGGAGCCAGAGCCAGAGCCAAGCACCAAACACCUCUUCCUCCUAUUACUCAUAUCCUCAAGACAUCAAGCCUCAAGAGCCAGCGCAGCCCCCGCCCCACACCACUCAGCCCCCGCCCCACACCACUCAGCCCCCGCCCCGACUUUACACCUGUGCUAUAUGUUGGAAGUCAUUCCGCCAUCACUUCCAUUUGACUGCCCACCACCAGACGGUUCAUGAAGGUGGGGGUGAAAAGCUCUUCUGCUGUGAGGUAUGUGGGAAAGCCUUUGCUUACUCAAAUAGCCUCACUCGACACAGGCAGUCACAGCAUGGGCUGAACCGCACUGAACCGCCUAACCCACAAGAGGGUAGCAGUGGGUCAGGAGACAACAGAGUCGGGGGCGAUGUUGGUCAGUCUACAGCAGAGAGUGAGGCUGCCACCAAUGCUCUGUUACAGAUGGCUCCUGCGACUGAGGGCCAUGCAGGGCAAAGUCAUAGUGUAGUCACUCAUAGUCACCAACAGGCUCCCCCACAACCACCCGCUGGAUACUCCCCCCUGUUUUAUGAUGCUGCAGCGGCCCAGUCCUCAGCCUCUAAUGCCCCGCCUUUCUCACAGCCUCUACCCCCAAACUCCACAAUUAUGCCCCCUCAGCACCAGCAUUCUCCAGCAGGGGUGAAAGGGGAGCACAUUUAUCCAGCAGGAUCCCGUAGUCACACGCUUCACACCACAGCCCCGUUCCAGCCCCUUACGGAGCUGCCUUCCACUGAACAUCAUCAUCUUCAUCAUCAUCUUUCACAUCUUCAUCAUCAUCAUCAGUCGUCUAUCCAGACCCACCAACACCGUGAACAGGACUUCCAGCCAACUGAUGAAAUGAGGCGGCACAAGAAGAAAAAAAAAAAGUCCGACAGGAGAGAACAGCAGGGGAACAAGUGGGAAUCCUCAGAAUUAGUCAGAUUUGAUGGCAGCAAAACAAAGAGAAAGAUAAGUUGUUUGAUAAGAAGGCAGGUGAAGAAGAAAAAACGAGGCUCUCUGCUUCUGAAGAUCAGGCGAGGGGGGGGGCCAGGAGGGGGUGGGUAUAAGCUCGUCAACACUGGUGGGAUGAGGAUGCAGAUCCUGUCGUCACUCAAAGUCCCUGUAAAACGCUUUGGCUGUCCUAUGUGCCCCAAUUCAGUGUUUGCCCGCCAAGCUGGGCUUCUAGUCCACAUGGCAGUUAAACACCCACAAAGAGUUUUGACCACUCAGGAGCGCUUGAGGUGCAGUGUAUGUGGGAAGCAGUCUCACCGGCUUUUGGCGGCCUUCAUCCAUCGGGCCUCACAUCGAGCCAGAGGGUCUUUUUCCUGCCGACGCUGCUCUGCUCGCUUCUGGAAUGCUACACUCCUCCACAGGCACAAGGUGUCCUGCCGUCGCAGGGCUAAAGGACUGCAGCGAGGAGCUGCUAUCAGCCUGAAACUCUCAAAGAGACCAGGAGAGAGAAAUAACCGAGAGUGUCAGGGGGAGAUGUCAUCUCUACAUGGCGCCUACAGAUACUGAGCACCCUGAUAUCUGAAAGAGUGGCAUACAAAAGGAAUAUUUUAGUUCUAAAAUGGGAAGAUGAGAAGAAAAGGGACUUUAAAAGGCACCCGAUGCCUUUAGGAGAAUUUUCCUGGUGUCUGUGUUGACAUCUACUCUGCUGACUAUUAGAAUGAGUGUGUUAACAACUACUGUAGAGCAUCCUAUAAAAGUAUCACCUGAAAUUCUUCCGAAUUGUAUUGGAAGAUGUUUCAAAGAUGUGACUGUUUCCAUAGGAUCAUUAACCCCUCAAGUGCAUUGACACUACGCUUGGCUGACACUGUGCAGUUACUAGACAAGUUUAGGUGAUAUGACCUGCUAAUGUAUCUCUCUUCCCAAUAUCCUCACUAGCAUCCCUGCUACACCUCUUGCUGUAUGAUUAACGUCUCUGCUGUGUACUUUGUCUUGUUGUUGUUCACUUAGAGGCUCUCUGAGGAUUUUUUAAAAAUGUAAAGUGCAUUUAUUAGGAGUAGGGACAUGGGGACAAAGACAUUUGUCGAUAGUUUGUCAGUGCAUGUUUGUUCUCUGGUCAGUUUUUGCGGAGGUUGUGAAUUCACUCCUACAGUAUGUGAUGGUAUAUUCAAUAUAUCCCCAAAGGUUUUUAGUGUAAACUUGAUUUGAAAGUUGCUCAAUAUUCUCUAGUGAUUUGAUCACAUAUAGGAAAAAAGACAAAGUUGCUAGUAAUAAGCUGUACAAUGAUCCCUCUCCUGCCAAAAUGAAGUAACUUACAAAAAGCCUUGCUCAUCAUGUUCACUUUCCUUCAUUUAUUUGAGAUAUUAUUCAUAGCUUUUAUACCAAGAGAUUGAAUACAGGUUAAACAAGUGGACUGUAAUACGUGUUUAUCUCAUGUUAUUUGUAUGCUCUUUUUAGCAGUGAUUAUUUCUACUUCACAGUGCGUUAAAGACAAGGACCUAUCAUCAUAGAAGCAAUUGUAUUAUUCCAUGUAUUUAUGUGUGUAACCCAAUCAGUCUACAUGCCAAUCUUAUACUUAACGCCUUUUACCUUUUACUCUUUUUUGCUGAAUUGCAAUCAUGUUCUUACCCUGUCAAGCCUUGUUUUUUUUUCUUCUGAAGAAAAAGAAAAAUAAGUUUUCAGUACAUUCUGUCACUUUAUCACUUAAGAAAUGUUCAUACCCCUGUCAAGCCUUGUUUUUUUUCUUUUAAAGAAAAAAAGAAUGAUAGUUAUAAGUAGAUUUCUAUUACUUUAUUUACUGAAAAGUCAGUAGUUGAUUAUAUUUCGGCAUUGAAUAAACUAUAAGUGUUAUCAUUUGUUUUCCUUUCAUUUCUCAUUCAAAGUUAUAUACUGCAAUAUCCAGAAGACAGUAAAAACUGAUAGUUACUGAAUAUAAGUAAGUUGUAAUUGUUACCAAAGUCAGUAUUGAAGUUUCACAGUUAUGUUUAGCCUUAUGUCCUGUGUGAAGUUCACAUUACUGUGUGGAUUAAAUGGAUUUUGGGAUGUAGUGGAUAUACCAAUAAAUUUCAUUAAAGUACAAAUGCACUUAGGCCUACCCAUGUUGUUGGGAAUAUUA